Messenger RNA from Molossus molossus (Pallas's mastiff bat), 315 nucleotides. Its product is annotated as 40S ribosomal protein S3a-like. The record is from RefSeq and is a predicted model, not a curated record. The transcript has 2 exons. The coding region runs from base 1 to 315 and encodes 104 amino acids. NCBI's taxonomy places the organism in Eukaryota, Metazoa, Chordata, Mammalia, Chiroptera, Molossidae. Gene Ontology annotation, molecular function: structural constituent of ribosome. Gene Ontology annotation, biological process: translation. Gene Ontology annotation, cellular component: ribosome; cytosol.
AUGGCAGUGGGCAAGAACAAGCACCUUACGAAAGGUGGCAAAAAGGGAGUCAAGAAGAAAGUGGUUGAUCCAUUUUCUAAGAAAGAUUGGUAUGAUGUGAAAGCACCACCUAUGUUCAAUAUAAGAAAUAUUGGAAAAACACUGGUCACCAGAACUCAAGGAACCAAAAUUGGGCACAACAAUGGCAGGUCAAAGCCUUGCAGCAAAAGAAGGCCGAUAGCACAAGUGAAGGCCCAGGGCAAGCAGAGGACCAACGUGUUUGUGGUAAGAAAAAAUUCAACUCAUGUGCGGAUGUCCCUGUCCCGCGAGCUCUGA